GCGAGGUCUGCCACCAAUUAUCCAUCUUGUGUUCGAACCACCCUCAAAUCCCUCAUUUGGAAUCCUGAUAGCGGGAUAGUUCGGUGAAAUAAAUCAGUUAAGGGCCGACGAACGGAAAGUUUUGAAAGAUAUUUUCUGGCAGUUCCCAAGUUCUUCUCAAGCGGUCAAAAUUUUGAAACCAAGAUAUAGUGGACCUCAUGCGUCCAGGUUAAGUGUGGCACACAGAGACAUGGACAUGAAGGCCGAAGGCUCACGAAAUCCGACAAUUCCUGUUGUGGAUGGUGGAGCCAUAACUAGGCCACCGACUGAGAGUGCCAACUGUGCAGCAUGCCAGAAACCAAUCAGAGAGCGGUAUUUGUUAAAGGCUCUCGAUCAGUUCUGGCAUGAGGAUUGCCUCAAGUGCGCCUGUUGCGACUGUCGUCUAGGAGAGGUAGGAUCCACACUCUUCACCAAAGCCAACCUCAUCCUUUGUAAGAGGGACUACCUCAGGUUGUUUGGAACAACGGGACUUUGUUCAGCGUGCAAUAAGACUAUACCAGCCUUUGAAAUGGUGAUGCGAGCCAGAGGCAAUGUCUACCACUUAGAGUGUUUCGCAUGCCAACAGUGUAAUCACAGAUUUUGCGUUGGUGACAGGUUUUACCUGCACGAGAACAAGAUUCUUUGCGAAUACGACUACGAGGAACGAAUGGUUUUUGCCAACCUUCCUUACAACAUCAACAGCAUCUCACUCAUCAAACGGCAGACGCAACAUCUGCACCUCCAACAGCAGCAGCAACAGCAACAGCAGCAACAACAACAGCAGCAGCAACAGCAGCAGCAUGAUGAUAGAUCCAGCGGCUACGGAAGCACGGACUCAGUUUUUGACGCCAAGUGACGCCAAGCCUUGGCGGCGCAAUCGCAGAUUGCGUCGUAAUAGCAGUGAUCUCAACACUUCAGGGUACUUCCUUCUCUCUGUGUCUGAUGAAAAAAAAAAAAAAAAAAAGAAAAGAAAAGAAAAGGAAAAAUAAAUGUUAAACUUUCGAAAUUUGGGCAAAUCACAUGCGAACAGCUGGCGGACAAAUUUCAUUCUGAUAUAUACUGUGACGUUUAUUCUUAAUCUUCAAAAUCAAAGAAAACAAAUUCCAUAAAAUACGAGUGAAUCGCUCGAAGAAUGAUUACCUAACAAAUAUAAAGGGUAUAUGUCCUUCAAAAAUUAGAAAUAAUUAGAAUUUAUCUGGUAUAACUUAACGCUAAUUUAAAUGAGCAUUGUAAGUAUUCUAUGCGAAUAACUACUGAAUUUUCAUUUAUAAGAUUAUUUUCAUUGUUUAUAAACUCUUGUAUAUAGUUGUAAAUAUAAAAAAAUAUUAAUGCGUUAUUCUAAAUCUGCAUUAUUAUUAAAAUAAUAAGAUAAAAUAAUUAAAAUUAUUACUUUUUUCAGUUUUAUCGAAAUCACGGUAGGUCUCGUUUAUUAAAAUCGUAUUGUAUUAAGUCACUUUAUGCUUGACAGUAUUCAAAAAGAAAAUAUCGCUUCAAACACAGUUUUUAAAAUACAUUUAAUGGGCAUAUAAAGAUUUUUAAUGUAGUGUGAAUCCUUAAAAUUUUGAGAUAUCGAAAUGUUAAAUUGUAAGGAAAAAAUAAAAAUAUGUGUCUCUGCAGGGUAUUUUUUAAACGGUUUAAAUUAACAGCUGAAAUUUUAAAUUCUGGAACUAGUAACAUGAUUUGAAAAAACACACAUCUCACUAUUUUAAUCCUUUAAGAUUUUAAAAAUAUACUAUUCAAUUUCUGAAUGCUUUGAAAUUCAGUUAAUUAAUAAGUAAUUAAAAAACUGUAAGCUACCUGUAUAACUUAAAUUAAAUAACAAGUAAAAGAGAAAAAAAAUUGAAAAACCUAAAUUUUUAGUUUGUACGGUUUCCAGUUCGCCAAAUUUUGACACAUCUAAAUUUAUCAGAUACUGAUAAAAAAGAACAGGAAAUUGAAAUCUAAAUCCUUAAACUGUAAUCUGAACUAAAUUCGUUAAACAAAUCAUCACAAAUACAAUUACUAAAUUUUAUUCCUCAUUAAGCGAUUACAUUCAUCAUGUUAAUUAAAAUUAGAGAAUUGUAUAUUCUCUUGCCUUAAAUAUUGCAUUAACAAAAUUAAUAUUUUAAUUUCAUGCGUCUGUAAUAUUUCAAUGUAUAAAAUUACUUACAAACGGGAUAUUUCGAAGUAUGGCCAAUUUAAAUAGCCCAUAAUAAAUAGAAAAAAAAAAGUGCAGUAUUUAAAUCCAUAUAUAAUUUCUGUCUUAUAACAUAUGCUCGUAACAUAAACAAAACUAUCCACUACUCUUAACAGCAAAAUUUGAUAAUUCACAAAAACUUGAACACGUAAAGUGUGCGGUAAAGUUGAAUGUAAAUAAUAAUAUUAAUUAAAUAAAAAAUAAAUCCUUGUAAAUGUUAAAAUAUGAGCGAAAUGUGUAUGUUAUAACGAUUAUCAAUAAAUUUAAUACAUGGAAAAAAUUAUCAACAACUUAA
Stegodyphus dumicola is the source of this 2489-nucleotide messenger RNA. RefSeq names its product LIM domain only protein 3-like. Gene Ontology annotation, biological process: positive regulation of transcription by RNA polymerase II. Gene Ontology annotation, cellular component: nucleus. NCBI's taxonomy places the organism in Eukaryota, Metazoa, Arthropoda, Arachnida, Araneae, Eresidae. The record is from RefSeq and is a predicted model, not a curated record. Gene Ontology annotation, molecular function: DNA-binding transcription factor binding; transcription coactivator activity.